GGAGCUCCUGGAGUGACAGUCCCUACAAAAACUAAUGACAAAAUACAGGCUUGUGGUGGUGGGUGCUGGAGGUGUGGGAAAGAGUGCCCUGACCAUCCAGCUGAUCCAGAAUCGUUUUGUGGAUGAAUAUGACCCCACCAUAGAGGACUUGCAUCGAAAACAGGUGGUCAUUGAUGGGGAAACAUGUCUGCUGGACAUCCUAGACACAGCGGGUUGGGAGGAAUGUGGUGCCGUGAGGGACCAAUGCAUCCACACAGGGGAGGGUUUCCUCUGUGUAUUUGCCAUCAACAGCACCAAGUCCUUUAACAACAUCCAUCAGUACAGGGAGCACAUCAAAUGGAUAAAAAACUUGGAUGAUGUGCCAAUGGUGCUGGUGGGGAACAAGUGUGACCUGGCUGCUCGUACUGUUAAGUCUUGGCAGGCCCAGGACCUUGCCUGCAGUUAUGGCAUCCCCUAUAUCGAAACCUCAGCCAGGACCCGGCAGGGUGUAGAGGAUGCCUUCUACACACUUGUCCGUGAGAUUCGGCAACACAAAUUACGGGAGCUAAACCCUCCUGAUAGGAGCGGCCCUGGCUACAUGAGCUGCAAGUGUGUGCUAUUGUGA
Messenger RNA from Peromyscus californicus insignis, 604 nucleotides. RefSeq names its product GTPase HRas-like. NCBI's taxonomy places the organism in Eukaryota, Metazoa, Chordata, Mammalia, Rodentia, Cricetidae. Gene Ontology annotation, cellular component: plasma membrane. Gene Ontology annotation, molecular function: GDP binding; GTPase activity; GTP binding. Gene Ontology annotation, biological process: Ras protein signal transduction; cellular senescence. The record is from RefSeq and is a predicted model, not a curated record. The transcript has a single exon. Bases 35 to 604 code for a protein of 189 amino acids.